Drosophila innubila is the source of this 9710-nucleotide messenger RNA. It is a transcript of the gene CadN, whose product is annotated as neural-cadherin. Lineage: Eukaryota; Metazoa; Arthropoda; Insecta; Diptera; Drosophilidae. Gene Ontology annotation, biological process: homophilic cell-cell adhesion. The record is from RefSeq and is a predicted model, not a curated record. Gene Ontology annotation, molecular function: cadherin binding; calcium ion binding. Gene Ontology annotation, cellular component: catenin complex; plasma membrane.
AUCACAUGUUGCUGUUGCUGCUGAUGUUGCACCUCAGCAACAGUCUUCUUGCAACGGCGGCAACUCCCAGCUAUGCCGGACUCAGUGCUGACAAUGCAGCCAGAAUGUUGGCCGGAAGUCCAGGUGAUCAGGUGGAGAGCACAGUGGCGCAUCAGCAUAAUGGAGAGCACAGUGAAAUGUCGCUAGUGUUGCCCCACGACACUUAUCCAGGAUUUAGCAUAAAAAAGUUUAAAACGCGUCCAUUGCAUCAAGCGAAUGGCACAGCACAUCAUGUUGCAGGAGCAGGAGGUAGAGGGGAAGGAGGUGCUGCCUAUCAUAUGCUGGACAGUGAUUACUCCAAGUAUUUUACAGUCCUCGAUGAUGGUGUGGUAAUGACCACGGCCGACAUCUCUCCGCUGGUCAAUCGACCCGUUCAAUUGGUGGUUGUGGAACAGACACCAAAUGUCACAAAUACACACAGCUUGCAACUUUUUGUGAUGCAUCGCAAUGACAUGUUGCGCUUUUCCGGUUCCCUCUUGGAUGCCAGUGGCGAGGUACGUGAGAAUCAUCCAGCGGGCACACGAGUGCGGGGAGUACCCUUAAUGCAGGCCUUCAGUGGCUCCAUAUUGGAUGAGGAGCUCGCUGAGCCAAAGAAAGUGCGUUAUACCAUCAUCGAUGGCAAUGUGGAUGAUGCAUUUGCGUUGCAAGAGCGUCGGGCAAAUCAGAAUGUUCAGUUGAAUGCCAAAUCUCUGAUCAUCGAGGGGGAUGACGAGUCGGGUGUUUGGCUCGUCACAAAUCGUCCCUUGGAUCGUGAACAGCGUGCUCAUUACGAUCUCUCCGUGGAAGCAUCCGAUGUGGAUGGCCUGGAUAAAACCGUGUCCAAGAUACAAAUCACAGUGUUGGAUGAAAACGAUAAUAGGCCGAUUUUCAAGUCACAGGAUUACAAAUUCGCCAUUGCGGGUCAGAAAUCUUCCAGCAUGGACAGCAACAAUAGCAUCACCUGGAAACGAUUUGCCAUACUGGGCAAAGUGGAGGCCACUGAUGCGGAUGGCGAUAAAAUUGCCUAUCGCUUGAAGUCUCCAAGUAAUGUGGUCAUCAUUGUGCCACAAACAGGAGAGCUAAUGUUGGCCGGGGAACCCACCUCCAAUGAGCUGCUCCUCGAAGUGAUUGCCCAUGAUCUCAGAUAUCCCAGUCUGCUGAGCGCUCAGCCAGCCAAGGUACUCCUCGAGUUCCUCGCUCCCGAACCUGUCUCCUUUAUAAUGCAGCAUCUGGAGCACGAUGAGGUCAAUGCCCAUUCACAUCAUCGGGAAAAGAGACGCGUGACACGCGCCGUUCGACCCACCAAACGCAUUGAAUUUACUGAGGCCGAUGGCGACACUGAGGGAAAGUCCGUGUUUCAGUUGGAGAAGGAGACGGAUAAGGAAACAUUUAAAAUACGCGAUGAUAAUCCCUGGGUUACUGUGGAAACAAAUGGCGCUGUGCGUGUCAAAAAGAAGUGGGACUACGAAGAACUCGGCCCUGAUAAGACUAUUGAUUUUUGGGUUAUUAUCACAAACAUGGGACACAAUGCUGGCAUCAAGUACACGGAUAACCAGCGUGUGAUUAUCCUAGUGAAGGAUGUGAAUGAUGAGCCGCCCUACUUCAUCAAUCGGCCACUGCCCAUGCAGGCGGUGGUGCAACUGAAUGCACCACCCAACACUCCCGUUUUUACACUACAAGCACGCGAUCCAGAUACGGAUCAUAAUAUACAUUAUUUCAUUGUACGCGAUCGUACAGGCGGACGCUUUGAGGUGGAUGAAAGAUCGGGAGUGGUGCGCACUCGGGGCACAGAUCUCUUCCAGCUGGACAUGGAGUAUGUGCUGUAUGUAAAGGCGGAGGAUCAGAACGGCAAGGUGGAUGAUCGACGAUUCCAGAGCACGCCAGAGGAACGUCUAUCGAUUGUGGGUGGCAAGCGGGCGCCACAAUUCUAUAUGCCCAGUUAUGAGGCCGAGAUACCAGAGAAUCAGAAAAAGGACUCCGACAUCAUCUCGGUAAAGGCCAAGUCCUUUGCGGACCGAGAGAUACGCUACACAUUAAAGGCUCAGGGGCAGGGCGCAGGGACUUUCAACAUUGGACCCUCAUCGGGCAUUGUCAAACUGGCCAAGGAGCUGGACUUUGAGGACCUGCGACAACCGCACGUUUAUUCGCUGAUUGUGACAGCCACCGAGGAUUCCGGUGGUUUCUCCACAUCCGUUGAGCUUACCAUACGUGUCACGGAUGUGAAUGACAAUGCGCCCAAGUUUGAGUUGCCCGACUAUCAGGCCCACAAUGUGGAUGAGGAUAUCCCGUUGGGCACCAGCAUAUUGCGUGUCAAAGCAAUGGAUGCGGAUUCGGGUGCAAAUGCCGAAAUUGAAUAUCUUGUCUCGGAUGAUCACUUUGCCGUUGACUCCAAUGGCAUUAUUGUAAACAACAAACAACUCGAUGCGGACAACAACAAUGCCUACUAUGAAUUUAUUGUUACGGCAAAGGAUAAAGGAGAACCGGCCAAGUCUGGCACAGCUACAGUUCGUGUCUAUACCAAGAACAAGAACGAUGAGGAGCCCAAGUUCUCGCAACAAGUUUACACUCCCAAUGUGGAUGAGAAUGCCGGUCCGAAUACUUUGGUCACCACUGUCGUUGCCUCUGACAAGGAUGGUGAUAAUGUUCGCUUCGGUUUCGUUGGCGGCGGCACUUCGUCGGGACAGUUUGUCAUUGAGGACAUCACGGGUGUCAUUCGACUUCACAACAAAGCCAUCUCUCUGGACCGCGAUAAGUAUGAACUCAAUGUGACGGCUAUGGAUGAUGGAUCCUGUUGUGUUAAUGGCGAUCAGACCAUACACACUUCUACCGCUGUGGUUGUCGUCUUCAUCACGGAUGUGAAUGACAAUAAGCCGGUGUUCAAGGAUUGUGGCACCUACUAUCCCAAGGUGGAAGAGGGUGCACCUAAUGGCAGUCCGGUUAUCAAAGUCGUGGCCACCGAUGAGGACAAGGGCGUCAAUGGACAGGUUAAAUACUCCAUUGUACAGCAACCGAACCAAAAGGGCACCAAAUUCACAGUGGACGAGGAAACCGGAGAAGUUUCCACAAACAAAGUUUUCGAUCGUGAGGGAGACGACGGAAAAUUUGUGUCGGUUACGGUAAAGGCAACAGAUCAGGGAGAUCCAAGUUUGGAGGGCGUCUGCUCCUUCACUGUGGAAAUCACCGAUGUGAACGAUAAUCCGCCACUCUUCGAUCGACAGAAAUAUGUGGAGAAUGUCAAACAGGAUGCCAGCAUUGGUACAAAUAUUUUACGUGUUUCCGCCUCUGACGAGGAUGCCGAUAAUAAUGGCGCCAUAGUCUACAGUUUGAGUGCUCCUUUUAAUCCGAAUGAUCUGGAAUACUUUGAUAUACAAACCGAAUCUGGUUGGAUAGUGCUAAAAAAACCGCUUGACGGUUGUUAUCCUCGCGAUCGUUAUCGUCUGCGCGUACGCGCCUCGGAUCGCGGCGAUCCGCCCUCGUAUGCCGAUGUCGAUGUUGAGUUAGAUGUCGUCGAUCGCAAUAAUAAGCCGCCCAUUUGGGAUAAGAGCAUUUAUGGGCCGAUCCAUAUACGUGAGAAUGUCACUGUGGGUACGGUUGUAACAUCGGUUAAGGCAAGUUCGGGCAUUGAAGGCAAUCCGACGGUUUUCUAUAGGUUAAUGCCCGGGUCAACGGCUCAAACGAACAAAUUCCAUACGUUCUAUCUGCAACAGAGACCGGACAAUGGUGACACCUGGGCUGACAUAAAGGUCAAUCAUCCGUUGGAUUAUGAGAGCAUUAAGGAAUAUAAUCUAACCAUACGUGUGGAGAACAAUGGCGCCCAGCAAUUGGCAUCGGAAGCGACCGUUUACAUAAUGCUCGAGGAUGUUAAUGACGAAAUACCGUUAUUCACGGAACGCGAACAGGAAACAGUGCUGGAGGGUGAACCGAUUGGCACCAAAGUGACACAAGUGAAUGCUAUCGACAAGGAUGGCACAUUCCCAAAUAAUCAGGUUUAUUACUACAUCGUCGACUCGCCACGUAACGAGGGCAAAGAAUUUUUUGAAAUUAAUUUGCAAAGCGGCGAAAUCUUCACCAAAACCGUAUUCGACAGGGAGAAGAAGGGCGCCUACGCCCUCGAGGUGGAGGCUCGCGAUGGUGCACCCUCUGCAAGACCCAACAGCAAUGGACCCAAUUCAGUCACAAAAUUCAUACGCAUUGGCAUUGCUGAUAAGAACGAUAAUCCGCCCUAUUUCGACAAAUCGCUGUAUGAGGCGGAAGUGGAUGAGAACGAGGACAUACAGCACACAGUGUUGACAGUGACAGCCAAAGAUCACGAUGAGUCCUCACGUAUUCGCUAUGAAAUCACCAGCGGCAACAUUGGUGGCGCUUUUGCGGUUAAAAAUAUGACGGGUGCCAUUUAUGUGGCCGGCGCUUUGGACUACGAGACACGACGCAGGUAUGAGCUGCGUUUGGCCGCCUCCGAUAACUUGAAGGAGAACUAUACAACGGUCAUAAUACACGUCAAGGAUGUCAAUGACAAUCCUCCAGUGUUCGAGAGGCCCACAUAUCGUACUCAAAUCACCGAAGAGGAUGAUCGUAACUUGCCCAAACGUGUGCUGCAGGUCACCGCAACGGAUGGUGACAAGGAUCGUCCACAGAAUAUUGUCUAUUUCCUAACCGGCCAAGGCAUUGAUCCAGAUAAUCCAGCCAAUAGCAAAUUCGACAUUAAUCGUACUACUGGCGAGAUAUUUGUUCUUAAGCCGCUGGAUCGCGAUCAACCGAAUGGACGACCACAGUGGCGUUUCACAGUAUUUGCCCAGGAUGAGGGCGGCGAGGGUCUCGUGGGCUAUGCGGAUGUCCAGGUCAAUCUGAAGGACAUCAACGACAAUGCCCCCAUCUUCCCGCAAGGCGUUUACUUUGGCAAUGUGACGGAAAAUGGAACCGCCGGCAUGGUGGUUAUGACCAUGACCGCCGUGGACUACGAUGACCCGAAUGAGGGCUCAAAUGCCCGACUGGUCUACUCAAUCGAGAAGAAUGUCAUCGAGGAGGAGACUGGUUCGCCAAUCUUUGAAAUAGAACCGGACACGGGUGUGAUUAAGACCGCUGUUUGUUGUUUGGAUCGGGAGCGCACGCCGGAUUAUUCCAUACAAGUCGUCGCAAUGGAUGGCGGGGGGUUAAAGGGCACGGGCACGGCGUCUAUACGUGUCAAGGAUAUUAAUGACAUGCCGCCGCAGUUCACCAAGGACGAAUGGUUCACGGAGGUGGAUGAAACCGAUGGCACCGCCCUGCCCGAAAUGCCCAUAUUGACAGUGACAGUCCAUGACGAGGAUGAGACCAAUAAGUUCCAGUACAAAGUUAUCGAUAACAGCGGCUAUGGCGCCGAUAAAUUUACAAUGGUUCGAAAUAACGAUGGCACGGGUUCCUUGAAAAUUGUCCAACCCCUCGACUACGAGGAUCAAUUGCAGAGCAACGGCUUCCGUUUCCGCAUUCAGGUGAAUGACAAGGGCGAGGACAACGAUAACGAUAAAUACCAUGUGGCAUAUUCUUGGGUCGUCGUCAAGUUGCGCGACAUCAACGAUAACAAGCCGCACUUUGAACGCGCCAACGUUGAAGUCUCUGUGUUUGAGGACACCAAGGUGGGCACCGAGCUGGAGAAGUUCAAGGCCACCGAUCCUGAUCAGGGCGGCAAAAGUAAAGUUUCCUAUUCCAUCGAUCGUUCAUCGGAUCGUCAGCGGCAGUUUGCCAUCAAUCAGAAUGGUUCGGUCACAAUACAACGCUCACUCGAUCGUGAAGUUGUGCCUCGACAUCAGGUCAAGAUUCUGGCCAUUGAUGACGGCUCACCGCCCAAGACAGCGACGGCUACCUUGACUGUCAUUGUACAGGACAUCAACGACAAUGCUCCCAAAUUCCUUAAGGACUACAGACCCGUGUUGCCGGAGCAUGUGCCACCACGUAAAGUUGUCGAGAUUCUGGCCACCGAUGACGAUGAUCGCUCCAAGAGUAAUGGACCACCAUUCCAGUUCCGUCUGGAUCCCAGUGCUGACGAUAUUAUACGUGCCUCCUUCAAGGUCGAACAGGAUCAAAAGGGCGCCAACGGUGAUGGCAUGGCUGUGAUAUCCUCACUUCGAUCCUUUGAUCGAGAGCAACAAAAGGAGUACAUGAUACCGAUUGUGAUCAAGGAUCAUGGUUCUCCUGCAAUGACAGGCACUAGUACAUUGACCGUGAUCAUUGGCGAUGUGAAUGACAAUAAAAUGCAGCCAGGAUCGAAGGACAUCUUCGUGUACAACUAUCAAGGACAAUCGCCAGAUACGCCAAUUGGAAGGGUUUAUGUCUACGACUUGGAUGAUUGGGAUCUGCCCGACAAGAAGUUCUACUGGGAGGCACAGGAGCAUCCGCGCUUCAAACUGGACGAGGACUCCGGCAUGGUGACAAUGCGAGCGGGUACAAGGGAGGGUCGUUAUCAUCUGCGAUUCAAGGUCUACGAUCGGAAGCAUACACAAACGGAUGUCCCAGCAAAUGUUACGGUCAUGGUACGAGAGAUUCCCCACGAGGCGGUCAUCAAUUCUGGGUCGGUGCGACUCUCUGGCAUUUCCGAUGAGGACUUUAUCCGCGUGUGGAAUUAUCGCACCCAGAGCUUGAGUCGCUCCAAGCUGGAUCGCUUCCGUGACAAGUUGGCGGAUCUGCUCAACACGGAGCGGGAGAAUGUGGACAUUUUCAGUGUGCAGUUGAAGAGACGUAAUCCUCCAUUAACCGAUGUGCGUUUCUCGGCACAUGGCUCGCCGUACUACAAGCCCGUCCGACUCAAUGGCAUUGUGCUGAUGCAUCGCGAGGAGAUCGAAAAGGAUGUGGGCAUUAACAUCACAAUGGUGGGCAUCGAUGAGUGUCUCUACGAGAACCAGAUGUGCGAGGGAAGCUGCACAAAUGCCCUCGAGAUCAGCUCCCUGCCCUACAUGGUGAAUGCGAAUAAGACGGCCUUGGUCGGCGUUCGGGUUGACACCCUGGCGGACUGCACUUGUGGUGCAAGGAACUUCACCAAACCGGAAUCAUGCCGCACCACACCUUGCCACAAUGGCGGACGCUGUGUGGACACCCGCUUCGGACCCCAUUGCUCCUGUCCGGCGGGCUACACGGGUCCACGCUGCCAGCAGACGACGCGCAGCUUCCGUGGCAAUGGAUGGGCCUGGUAUCCACCCCUCGAGAUGUGCGAUGAAUCGCAUUUGAGUCUGGAGUUCAUUACACGCAAGCCCGACGGACUGAUCAUCUACAAUGGACCCAUUGUGCCGCCCGAGCGCGACGAGAUGCUCAUCUCGGACUUUGUGGCCCUCGAACUGGAACGUGGCUAUCCCCGUCUCCUGAUUGACUUUGGCUCUGGCACCUUGGAGCUGCGUGUGAAGACCAAGAAGACCUUGGACGAUGGCGAAUGGCAUCGCAUUGAUUUGUUCUGGGAUACGGAAAAUGUGCGCAUGGUUGUCGACUUUUGCAAGUCGGCGGAGAUAAGCGAAAUGGAGGAUGGAACGCCGCCAGAGUUUGACGAUAUGUCGUGUCAGGCGAGAGGACAGAUUCCCCCCUUCAGCGAGUAUCUCAAUGUGAAUGCGCCACUUCAAGUGGGAGGCCUUUAUAGGGAACAGUUUGAUCAGUCCUUGUACUUCUGGCAAUAUAUGCCCACAACGAAGGGAUUCGAUGGCUGCAUUAGGAAUCUCGUGCACAUCAAGCUUUAUGAUCUGGCCCAUCCGGGUCUAUCCAGGAAUAGCGUCGCCGGCUGUCCACAGACGGAGGAGGUGUGUGCCCAGACGGAGGCCACAGCUCGCUGCUGGGAGCACGGCAACUGUGUGGGCUCCCUCUCGGAGGCACGUUGUCACUGUCGACCCGGCUGGACGGGACCUGCUUGCAACAUACCCACUGUACCCACCACCUUCAAGGCGCAGAGUUAUGUCAAGUAUGCGCUGAGCUUCGAGCCAGACCGCUUUAGCACUCAAGUGCAGCUGCGUUUCAGAACACGUGAGGAACAUGGAGAGCUCUUCCGAGUUAGCGACCAACAUAAUCGAGAAUACGGCAUAUUGGAGAUCAAGGAUGCCCGUCUACACUUCCGCUAUAAUCUCAAUUCGCUGCGUACCGAGGAGAAGGAUUUGUGGCUCAAUUCGGUGGCUGUCAACGAUGGGCAAUGGCAUGUGGUGCGCAUUAAUCGCUAUGGCUCUGCGGCAACCCUGGAGUUGGAUGGCGGUGAGGGCAGACGCUACAAUGAGACAUUCGAGUUUGUCGGACAUCAGUGGUUGCUGGUGGAUAAGCAGGAGGGUGUCUAUGCUGGCGGCAAGGCCGAGUACACGGGUGUGCGCACCUUUGAGGUCUAUGCGGACUAUCAGAAAAGCUGUCUCGAUGAUAUACGUCUGGAGGGCAAGCACUUGCCUCUGCCCCCAGCCAUGAAUGGCACCCAAUGGGGCCAGGCGACCAUGGCGCGUAAUUUGGAAAAGGGCUGCCCCUCGAAUAAGCCCUGCUCCAAUGUCAUCUGUCCCGAUCCCUUUGAGUGUGUCGAUCUCUGGAAUGUCUAUGAGUGCACUUGCGGCGAGGGACGCAUCAUGUCGCCCGAUUCAAAGGGUUGCAUGGAUCGCAACGAGUGCCUCGAUUUGCCCUGCAUGAAUGGUGCCACGUGCAUCAAUCUUGAGCCGCGUCUGCGUUAUAGAUGCAUUUGCCCCGACGGCUUCUGGGGCGAGAGCUGUGAGCUGGUGCAGGAGGGUCAGACCCUAAAACUGAGCAUGGGUGCUCUAGCUGCCAUACUCGUUUGCCUGCUGAUCAUACUGAUACUCGUUCUUGUAUUUGUGGUCUACAAUCGACGUCGGGAGGCGCAUAUCAAAUAUCCAGGACCCGAUGAUGACGUGCGAGAGAACAUCAUCAAUUAUGAUGAUGAAGGCGGCGGUGAGGAUGAUAUGACCGCCUUUGAUAUAACGCCAUUGCAGAUACCAAUCGGUGGCCCAAUGCCACCUGAAUUGGCGCCUAUGAAAAUGCCAAUUAUGUAUCCCGUGAUGACGCUUAUGCCCGGCCAGGAGCCUAAUGUGGGCAUGUUCAUCGAGGAGCAUAAAAAGCGAGCCGAUGGCGAUCCAAAUGCUCCGCCCUUCGAUGAUUUGCGUAAUUAUGCAUAUGAGGGAGGCGGCAGUACAGCCGGUUCGCUUAGCUCGUUGGCCUCAGGUACCGACGAUGAGCAACAGGAGUACGACUACCUCGGAGCUUGGGGGCCGAGAUUCGAUAAACUGGCCAACAUGUAUGGCCCGGAGGCGCCCAAUCCGCAUAACACCGAGCUCGAAUUGUAAGUUAAGAGUCAAAACGAGACGGAAUAUGUGAAUACCAGUAACAAGAACGCAGUUAAGUAGCCACAAAAGUUGCAUUUAAAUUUCAACACGACAGUUGAGGAGAUGAAUAGACGAUCUAGAUAAACAGAAACCGAGAUCCCCAGCUGAAUUACACACAAAGAAACGCAACCAAAGAAGCAUCCAGCUGGCGUUGGCAAAACCCUUAAGUUAUUUCAAAGAGAAUACAAAAUGAACAGACAUCGUAAAGAAAAAUGAGAGAAAAACUUUAAACACACAAAAUGACAUUUGUAAAAAUACUUCAUCACCAUUUAACUUUAAUAAUUAUUAUAAUUAAUUUAUUAAGUGUGUGGACGUAAGAAUUCAAAUUGCGUUAGAAAUUUGCUAUGAAUUUGCAGAUUAAAGAGAAUUGAGAUU